This is a messenger RNA of Pipistrellus nathusii (Nathusius's pipistrelle), 1059 nucleotides long. Lineage: Eukaryota; Metazoa; Chordata; Mammalia; Chiroptera; Vespertilionidae. The record is from the annotation of a GenBank genome assembly.
AUGGACUGUAGCUGCGUCUCCGACCUGCUCUUCGCCCCGCCCGCCCUGCCGGCUCUCUGGACCCCCGGGUUUGCCUUCCCGGACUGGGCCUACAAGCCGGAGUCGUCGCCCGGCUCGAGGCAGAUCCAGCUGUGGCACUUCAUCCUGGAGCUGCUGCAGAAGGAGGAGUACCAGGGCGUCAUCGCCUGGCAGGGGGACUACGGGGAGUUCGUCAUCAAGGACCCCGACGAGGUGGCCCGGCUCUGGGGCAUCCGCAAGUGCAAGCCCCACAUGAACUACGACAAGCUGAGCCGCGCCCUGCGCUAUUACUACAACAAGCGGAUCCUCCACAAGACCAAAGGCAAGAGGUUCACCUACAAGUUCAACUUCAGCAAAGUUGUGCUCGUCAACUACCCUCUGCUGGACGUGGCGGCCGCCACCACGGGCUCCCCGCUCCUGCUGAGCCCGGGUCCCUUUGCGGGGGGCCCGGGGCCGGAUGCUCCUCCCCUCACCCCCGAGACCUUGCAGACCCUGUUCUCUGGCCCCCGCCUGGGAGAGCCAGGGGCACGGGCAACCCUGUUCACCCCCGAGACGGACAAACUGCGUCUGGACAGCCCUUUCCCAUUCCUGGGCUCUGGUGCUGCCGGCUACUCCAAGCCCCCGGGUCUGCUGGGUCCAUACAGCCGAGCCUUCCCCGAGUACCCCUGGAACUUUAACCCCUACCUCGCCGGCCCCUUCCCCAAGCUGCCCGCUUCUCUCUACCCCCCCCACUUCUACCCCAACCCUCUGGCCAGCUCCCUGGGCCACCUGCCCUCGGCCGGGACAGGCCCCACGACUGCACCCCUCCUGGCAGCUGCAGGGGAGGGCCUGGGCUCCGAGCGCCCCUCGGGCCUGGCAGCGGCCCCCCGCCUGGCACUGCCAGGGGCUGGGGGUCCAGAGACCACGCUGGGAGGGAAGGAGGACAGCGACUCGGAGUUGGAGAUCACGGACGUCAGCGGCUGCAGCUCUGACAGCGAGGGUGACGAGGGCCUCCCGGUGCCCCCCAAGCCCAAGGGGGGUAAAGGGGGGCUUGGCAGCUGA